CUAAUAAUCGAAUACCGUUUCACAGUGAAACUUACGUGAGGAUAGACAUGAAUAGUAUAGAGAUUUUAUCAGUUGUAGAGAACAGUUCACGUUCGGAAACAGAUGAAAAGUUCUGUGACUUACAUCUUAUAGGAAUAACAGGCAUUACUCGCUUUGGUCAAUAUCUAUUUUUUCAAAUAUAAAACAAUGACUAACACUGAAAAUGCUGUUGUGGCUCCUGCCAAACCUAUUUUUGAUCCAAGUCAGUUUGAAGGAGAAUCUCAAACCCAAAAACUUGCUAGGAAAUCCCGAGAGGCUCCAUUUAUGAGUCUUGGCCUACUGGGGUGUGGACUUGCUUGUCUUUAUGGAGCCUAUCGUUACAAAAAUCGUGGUAGUAUGUCAACCUCUGUCUACUUGAUGCAACUCCGUGUUGCUGCCCAGGGCACUGUGGUUGCUGCUCUUACAUUUGGUGUUGGUUAUGCACUUUUUAGACAUUUGUAUUAUGAAGAAAGACCUGAGAGUAAACCAGCAGACAAAUAGUGGCUUGGAAGCGAUUCAUGAAAAUUUUAGAAACGCUAGAAUGAUUAACAAAAAAUACAAAAUGAUAAAACUAUACAUUUAGCAAUUUAUUGCUAAUCAUGUUUUUUAAAUAUUUUUGGAAUUGUAAUUUUAAAUGUAGUACUUGUAGAACAUAAAUUAAGAGUUUGAAUCAGCUUUUUUAAGAUACUUAUAUAUAUUCCUAAUGUGAAUGGCAUUCAAUGCCAUAAAACCUGUUAUUUCACUUGUUACUGUUGUGAUGUAUACUAUGUUUAGAUAUCUAUAGUUCAUGUAACAAUAAAAUUAUUUUUCUUUUGUAA
This is a messenger RNA of Limulus polyphemus (Atlantic horseshoe crab), 836 nucleotides long. RefSeq names its product HIG1 domain family member 1A, mitochondrial-like. Gene Ontology annotation, cellular component: mitochondrion. Bases 187 to 519 code for a protein of 110 amino acids. The transcript is spliced from 3 exons. Gene Ontology annotation, biological process: mitochondrial respirasome assembly. NCBI's taxonomy places the organism in Eukaryota, Metazoa, Arthropoda, Merostomata, Xiphosura, Limulidae. The record is from RefSeq and is a predicted model, not a curated record.